Messenger RNA from Harmonia axyridis, 3251 nucleotides. RefSeq names its product ionotropic receptor 75a-like. Bases 805 to 2556 code for a protein of 583 amino acids. The record is from RefSeq and is a predicted model, not a curated record. NCBI's taxonomy places the organism in Eukaryota, Metazoa, Arthropoda, Insecta, Coleoptera, Coccinellidae. Gene Ontology annotation, cellular component: membrane. The transcript has 6 exons. Gene Ontology annotation, molecular function: ligand-gated monoatomic ion channel activity.
UAUCCUAGAGUUGAGCAAAAAAUUCAAGACUAUCUCGAAUUUGUCCAAUAUUGAACUAUCAAUUGACAAGAAGGUAAAAUAAUUACCAACUUAAUUCAUCCAAGAUGAAUUCUCGUCAACUAGAGACCAAAACCAUCAAACAAGAAGUUUUAUUUCCAAUUUGUCUGUCACAUAUUAAAUUCUAUGUUUUCACUGAUUAACCAUUUCAUCUAAGCGUCAAAAACCACCAAUUUCGGCCUUAUCUUCAUCCAAAAUUUAUCAUGAAUCAGCGUCCAUUUAUUUCUACUCAACUUAACAUUUUCGACGAAAACAGAUGCGUUUUUUGUGAGUUCAGUUCGAUAAUCAUGAAGGAUUUAAGGUGAAAAAAAUGCUUAAUGAAGAAACAUUGCAGCUCCAAGUAUGAUAGCAGGCCAGCCAGUUAUGAUAUCCCAAGAACAGAACAGAAAGGUCUGCGAUAGUAUGACAACAGCUAUAGCUUCAAACCAGCUCUGCAACAAUUCUUGUUUUUACGGUAAUCAACCUCCUGCUUGCUAUACCAAUCAACCCCAAAUUUGGUCAUGUCCACUUCAGGCUCAGAAACAAGGUGUCCCUGGAGGUGUGGUCUUCAAUUUUUCCCAGCCAAACUAUUGUUGUCCCCAAACGUGGUAAUUCUCAAGUGUAGUUUUGCAUACAUUGAAAGUUUUAACUGUAAGUUAUUUCAGUCUUCCAACGGCAUAUAAUCCUCCACCACCACCAUGUCCACAAAUUAUAGAUUGCUGUCACAAAACUCCACAAUCGAUUUGCGUGGAUUUUGGAAAAUAUGGGAUGGAAGCUAUGGCAUUUCAACAGAAAUGUAGACAGCAAUGUCAAGGUUUCACUUAUGACAAGCAAGUGGGGACUGGCGAUAAAAUCAUAUUUCCUAAAUGCAAUACUUGUUGUUGCGGUGUCCAGUCUGUAAGUUUGUGCGCAGAUCAAAAGGAGCAGCUAUUCCAUAGAAUAGACGAAUGUGACACGAGAUCAAAACUGAAAAUAUGUACUUGUGAUCCAGUGGAGACUAGAAGAUGUACCUGCUUUCCUAAACCAAAUCCAAAUAAAUACGGAAGUGCAAAAAACCUGGUGAUUGGUGAACGUAAAGAGAGAUGCUGCAGAGAUUAUGACAUAGUUGAUCAAGCAACAAGAGAAGCAGACGCUGAAGCCUACUUGUGUUGUGACUGCUUGGAUAUGUGGAAAAAGAAGAAUGAAAAACGGAGGCCUUCAUGUCUAAAAAAGAAAUGUGAAUGCUGCGAUGAGAAACGGAAUGCCUCGGAUGAAUUGUCGUUCUCUUUUUGUGGAAAAACUCUGGAAAUAACCGAAGAGAAAACUACGACACUCAAAUCACUCAAACAACCAACCAAGCAGUUAGAAAUCGAAGAUAUUUCCUCGACAAUAGGACCACCUUCAUCUCAGAACGAUAAUGCCGAUGUCGUGAAAUAUAUCAAUGAAAUGAAGAUGAAAAGAAAAGGUAUAGUCAAAAUGGCACAAAGUUUCAGGACAACCGCAAAAGAUUACAUAAAACAACUGGAUAGGGAUAUAGAUCAUUUUAGAGAAUUGUAUAAAGUUGCAAAUGUUGCAAAACUUGGUAAAGAAAACUACAUAGACACUUAUAAUUUGAGUUAUUUGUUCGAUAAUUCCGAAUUUGAAAAAAAGGAAGAACUGACUCAUGGUAAAUACACUUCUAAAACGACCCCAAAAACAAAUGUUCCUUCCUACCACAAAAAGAAAAAUGAGUCUAGACGACAAAUAAAUGACGAAGAGAAAAUCAUUAAAGUCAUACCUCCAGUUUCGGAGGAAAAUAGUCUGAAGCGAACAAAUGAAGCAAAAUCAACAACUAUUGAAUCUGGAGUCAAGUCUCCAGAUAUUAAAAAAAUAAAUGACAAUACCAUUAAUGACAAAGGUGCAUUAAACACUGACCAACGUUCAGAUAAAAUUGAUCCUUCUGUCAAGAAUAAUGACAUCCAGUAUAUCGCAGUCAUAAAUAAAAAGGAAGAAAUCAAUACUCAGGAAGUUUCACAACCUAUCUCGAAGGUUAUACCAGAUGAAGAACCUGCACAAACUACUCAUCUUUCUGAAUCUGAUAUACCUGUAAUGAAAUCGAUAACUGAGACCAAAGAAUUAGUUGAAAAUAUGGAGUUAGAAGCAAAAGUAAAUUCCACAAGUGUUAAUAUCGAUAACAAGAUCAAUUCUGAUAAAUUAAACAUUCAGGAAGAUGCAGGUGCUGAUGAAAAAGUUGUGGUAAAACCUGAAGAAUUAGCGAAAAAGAAUUUUGAGAUCGGAGAAAAAACAUCGAAAUCAGUUGAACAAAAUUGCACUCAAAUUUGCUAUCAAGAGAAAAAAGACGACAAGUCAGAAGGAAUUCGCGAAUACAAUGACACAGCUACUGAAUCAGUUAAUCAGCUAAAUAAAUCUUCAAAUGAUGAAAUGACUCAAGCGGGACAAAAGUCGAACAAAGUCCAAACAUCGCCUGAACUUGAUUCUGAGAGCAAAUUUAUCCAGACAAACAUCAAACCACAACACCUGAAAAUGCAAGAGAAGGAAUAGAGGAGACAGAUAAAACUGACAAACAAUCAACUUCAGUACCACAAGCACCAGAUGUUACUUUUGAGGAAAAGACGUUAGAAAAAGUAUGCCCAGGAAAGAACUACUGCUUGUCAAUAAAUAAAUAUUCAGCCGACAGAGAAGAAAUUACAGAAACCAAAGCUAUCCAAGCAAAAAUACUCUGCAACUGUUGUGACUGCAAGGUUGGAAAUGAUCAUGUACAAGAAACUUGCUGUCGUGGUGGUGGACCCUUGAUUGCAGUUGGGCAGCUUCUCUCAAAUAUAUGCUCAAGUGCCUUAGAAACAACUGGUAGAUUCAUCAGCUAUUUCAUCGGCAGAGAUCCUCCUUCAUCUAGACCUUUCUACGAAAAUCCUUGUGUUGUCAUGAAUAGGUGGGGAUGUGAUUCUGGUUGCUACGAUACACGCUUAAGAAGAUAUUAUUCGGAAGUGGAUAGGCCAAGGAAUGUCUGCCCGUGUAGAAUGAACACCAAUAGGUUUUGUGGGAAGACAUGCUAUGAUUGUAGAACAAAUGGUUGGUACUCUUGCUGUGACCCUUGUGUUGAUGAUGAGAAGGUGGUCCGAGUGACUUUUAAGGAUACAGCUGAGAAGAGGACGAUUCGCCUGGAGAAUAAUUGUAGAAAUAGUAGAUAUCAUGUUGUUUAUGAAUGAAAAUAUACUUAUGAAGCUGGCCUAAACUCA